CACACAGAGGAAGAACUCAGAGACUGAGACUAAACUCGUGUUUGAUCCAGGCUGUGAAAAGGUUUCAUUCUGCUUUAACAUGGGACUCAAUGGGAACUGACUCCUUCUUGGGGCUCGGCCUCGAGUGGCCAACACGGGGAACUGCAGCCAUUUGCACAUCCGCAUCGGCCUCGUCGCUCAGAAGGAUUGUUGGCUCUUGGGUCAGCACACCUGCUUUACCUGCGGCUCCAGGGGUUAGAGAGAAGACUCGUCAUUAUUCACUGCAAAGGUCAAACGACACCAAAUCAGCCGGACCUACCUCUGUAUUAAUAUUCUUCUUUUUUCUAAUUGGGAGAAAGACGGAAUCAUGCUGCUCAGGGUUCUUUGUGCAGUUUGUAUGUUUGCCUCUCAUCAUGUGAACGGCCAAACACCGGGUGGAGACGAAGACGUCUUCUACCAGGAUGUUUACAGAGCAGAUUUUCUCAGGGGCCGUCUUCAUCCUCUGUUUCACUGCGCUGACAUGAGUCCGUCUCCAACCGUCCCCACCUCAGUUGAAUUUGUCAAAGCUGCAGACGUCAAAGUCAUCGCUGCAGUGGGAGACUCUAUAACUACAGCUAUCGCCUCCAACGGCUCCACACUUGCAUCGAUACGUUUUGAAUAUCGCCAAUUGGCAUGGAGCAUCGGAGGUUACGAGACGUUUCAAAGUGUCAUUACACUGGCAAACAUUUUUAAACUCUUCAAUCCCAAGAUUAUGGGUCCGUCCCCGAUGAUUACGAUGCAGGGUCAACCCACAACCGUCAACGAGACCGGCUUCAACUUCGCCGUCAGCGGCCACAACACGCUAAACAUCGCCGAUCAGAUACGACACAUGAUCACCACGCUCAAGUCUCAUCCAGGUCUGAACUUCCAGGAGGACUGGAAGGUGGUGACGAUGCUGAUCGGCAUGAACGACAUCUGCGAUUACUGUAAAAACAAGACUUUAUUCUCCCCCGACAAUUUCAUCCACCACAUAACAGAAGCUCUGGACAUGAUGAUGAAUGAGAUCCCCAGAACCAUCGUGAACGUGGUGCAGAUUCUUCCCAUGAAGCCUCUGAGAGAAGUGACGAGACCGACGCCGGGGUGUCAGUUUCAAAAGCAAUUCUGCUCGUGUGUCGUUCUACCUGGAGAAAACUCCACUGAGCUGAAGGAGCUGGUUGAGAUCAACUUUGAAUUCCAGAGACGAUUAGAGAAGCUUCUUCGCAGCGAUCGCUUCUUUAAAAACGACUUUGCUGUCGUUCUGCAGCCGUAUUUAGAGAGCGCAGAACCAGCCAGACUUCCUAACGGGACGAUCAACAUGAGCUUCUUCGCGGUAGAUUGUUUCCACUUCACUGUGAAGGGACACGAGGAGCUGGCAAAGGGCCUGUGGAACAACAUGUUCCAGCCUGAAGGAGCCAAAGACAAGAUAAAGACGUUGUCAGAGCCGGUGAAACUCAUCUGCCCAUCGGAGGAUCAUCCUUACAUCUACACCAGACCCAAAGUUGCAUCGUCUGCACCGUCUGCAUCACCUGCAUCGUCUGCAUCACCUGCAUCGUCUGCACCGGCGCUGCGUUGUGUCUCCGUGAUGCUGGUGUCUGUGCUGUCUGUGCUGUCUGUGUCCGUCACCUUUUAUUCCCAGGAAUUCAACAUAAUACUUCCUGGAUUAAAGAUUUAAGAUCCAUCAGAGCCACUGACCCUGAAUCUUAAUCACUCUAAAGGGUCUAAAGGGAUAAGAUGUAUAUAUUUUAGAAAUAAGAAUUAACAAAACUCAGGUAAUACUAUUUUUAUAAUGCUGAUUUUUUUUCAGACGAGUACUUUCAGUGGUUUACAAAAAUCAUGAACUAUGAAUCAUGAAGUUUCACAGUGAGACAGAUGUGACAGAACAUCCUGUUAUUCACCUAAAAACUUCAUUUCAGUGUUUACAGAAUAACUGAAUUUCUAAAAUAGAGAAAUGUUGAGCUCUGAUUUUGGAUUCUUUACAUCUUGUUAAAUGUUGGUGUGUGUAUACGUGCGGCUGACUUGUGUGUGUGUCUGCCUUCAUUGUUUGACAUUGGAAUAAUCUGUGGUGCAAAUGAUCUGAAUAAACUCAAACUG
Molecule: messenger RNA, 2088 nt
Organism: Paralichthys olivaceus (Japanese flounder)
Lineage: Eukaryota; Metazoa; Chordata; Actinopteri; Pleuronectiformes; Paralichthyidae
Product: phospholipase B1, membrane-associated-like
Biological process (GO): phospholipid metabolic process
Cellular component (GO): brush border membrane
Molecular function (GO): retinyl-palmitate esterase activity; phosphatidylcholine lysophospholipase A1 activity; A2-type glycerophospholipase activity
Source: RefSeq, a predicted model, not a curated record